AUGAAUGGAAAUAAAGAAGGCGAGCGGAGCCGCGGGCGCGGGCCGAUUCAGGUGCAACGCACGCGGCUCACGCGCACCGUUGCCUUUGCCAACGGCGAGCGCGAGCAGUGCCGUCGCGCGCGCCGCCUUGCCCACGCGCACGCCAAAUCUGCGUUUCGCGAUACAUAUUCGCACAAAUGCAAACUGCUUCCCAUUUUCAAACAAAAUCCUUUCAUAGCAAAGCUCGGUCGCUCUAUAAAUAACGCCAACCGGUUGGAUAGUAGCAGUACCUCCACGUCAUCAGGGAGUUCCGACCUACGGGUAUCCGAAGCCGUUGAGCUCACGGACUCCGCUAAUACGGCGCAGAUAUUGGCCCAAGUACAAAACUCUGACAGAGCAAGGUUUUCGGAUACAAGCUGGCAAAUUCAUCGCAAUUGGACGCGGAAUGGAGAUCCGUUACCUGGUUCACCGACAGCAUCGCGCUCGCUGCCAGCUCCGGUCACUGCUCCGCCACCAGUGCCGCCGUCGUCCGCAGCCGCUACCUUACGUUCAGAACAGAACGGCAUUUAUGACACGAUCACGACUCGAGCCGUAAGUGCGCCGGCCACUCCAGCCUCAGCCACGUUUUUAAGGGAACAGAGUGGUUCCCGGUCAGCAAGUUACCCCGGCGGUAGUGGCACGAGAUUGGAUCUUUGCUAUGUAGCCGAACGUAUGUUAGCGUUACACCUACCUGAACGAGAUGCACAUGCAGAAGCUCAAGCAGCGCAUAUGCUCACCAACAAACAUGGAGAACAUUUCAUGGUGUUUGAAGUAAGCGGGGGUGAAAGUGAUGGUGGUCGUCUAGCACGUGAAGUGUUCGGCCGCGCCCGGUCACUUGGUUGGGCUGGAGAGUUAGCGCCGCCACUAGAACGACUCUGUGCAGCCUGCAAACACAUAGAGAGCUGGCUAGCGGCACACCCAAAGAAUGUUGCCAUAUUACUAGCUUGGGGCAAUCGAGAACGUCUGGGCGUGUUGGUAGCGGCGUACAUGCACUACUCAGCAAUAUGCGGCGCGCCAGAACAUGCGCUUGACAGAUAUGCGAUGAGGAGAUACCUUGAUGAUAGAGUACCUAUUUUCCAACUACCCUCUAAUAAACGGUAUAUUGACACGUUUGCGGGACUUCUUGCUGGCCAGAUCAGAGUAAACGCUGCACCUUUGCAUCUAACGCAUGUUAGCGUAGCUGGCUCGCUCGCUUCUACGGCCACACCGACCAUCGCCUUUCUUAAGAUAUACGAAAACUUUGUCUGUGUUUAUACAUCAGGAUUGUACAUGGUAAACGGAGGUGGCUGGACGGUGGGAGUUGGACGUCUGGCGUUACGGGGUGACGUGUUGGUGCGCGCGUACCGGCGCCCAGCAAACUCGCACCCCGCGCGGCGCCAUCUAGUGUUCGCUUGUCAGUUCCAUACCUGCGCUGUGGCCGAUCACACGCUGUCCUUCACUAAGCAGCAACUAGAUCAUGCUGUGCACGAUCCAUCAUUCCCAAGCGAUGGUGCUGUGGAGCUAGUAUUUGCUCGCGGCACAGGGGGUGGUGCAGCGCCAGCACCUGCGCCUACACCUGCAGCGCCCUUACGAGCCGCACCAGAUGCUCUUGCGCGAGCUGACUCUCUCGAACAUCUGCGGCCACUGUCCACGCUCACCGAUGACGACCCUGGUGAAAACAACGGCAGCGCAGAGGGUUCAGGUUCGGGAGGAGAGGCUGGAGAAGGGGGCGAGGCUGCGCAUACCUUUGGUCCUCUAGACGGAUCUAUCUACGCAACAGUAGUGCGUGCGGGCGGCGGCGGGCCCUCCUCGCCGCUCAGCGCGUCCAUGGACUCGGGCAUUUCUUCGGCGGGGCGCCGCGCAGCUCCUAGCCCGCCAGACGAGCUCGACGCGUUGCUGGGUGAUAUGCUUCGAACAGUAAGCGCGCUGCCCGAUCCACCGCCGGCGCCGCUCACGCCGCAACCGCAGUCGCACGCUGACCGACCUCCCGACAUACCGUAUCACGCGCGCGCUGACUCCGCGCCCUUCACCUACGGAGCGCCCGGCCUGCGCCCAGGCAUGUUGCGCGCGUCAAACCGCCUGGCCAGCCCAGAGCUGGUACGCCGUGCAUUAGGCACUGAUCGUAACUAUCGCCCUAUUGAAGAUGAUGACGACGAGCGCACCGUUACCCCGGAGGCGCCUUCACCUCGUACGCAAACACCUCUCUCUCCGCGCACGCUUCGGAAGCUUACUCACGAAGAUGUGACAACCACCACGACUGCGAUGCCUGCUCCCUCUUCUCCAGUACGAAAUGGCCGAUGGUUGAACGGGGAAGUGGAAUGGGCCGAACGACCUGCAAGUAGUGCCCAGAAAACUCCACCUGAGAAUGGUACAUGGAGAUCAGCAAGUUCCAUGGGAUGGCAAGAAAGUGUGCGUGCGAGAGAGCCUCGGCGCUCUGAAAGCAGCGUGGAAAGUAGCUCAGGGCUGACAUGGCUCCAGCGACAGCAACAGAAACUACGUGAGAGAAAAGAAGCCAGGGAGAGAGUCGCUCGACUACCGCUCGAGUGGGAUACUGCACCUUCCCGGCAUGUGCGUCGUUCAGCUAGCCACAGAGUGGAUGGCUAUACUAGUGACACGACAGCGUUCGCUGAUGACGAUGACGACUUCAGUGUUCCGCUCCACGUGAAUACGCGCACAACUCUUAGGACUGACCAUAUUAGUCCACAGGCUCCAGACAGAACCUCAUCUAGAAAAUUCAUGUAUGAAAAGAUGACGAUGCGCGAGUGGAGUUCAGCGUCUACACCGACGAACACUCCUGCGCCUGGAUUACUGUCACUUGCGGAGCCUGUCAGCACAGACACUGUUGAUCGCGCGGAGACCUGGUCUCGAGCCGAGUCCCGGACCGAAUCCCGAGCAGGUACGCCUGCAUUCCCGACGCAUCCCCGAACACCUUAUCCACCAACGCCGACCCCCUCAUUUAGUGCGCGUCCACCGCGCUCGCCGUCAGUGACUAGGAAAGAACGCGAAGUAAGCCCUGAGUCAGAAUACCGCACCUUCAAUGGCUCAGGUAGUCUGGGGUCUCGGCGGUCCAGCGUCAGCGGCAGCGCUGAGCCACAGCAUGUAGCGCCCGACCGCGUACGCUUCGCACGCGAUACCAGCCACUAUUGGUACAAACCCAACAUCUCCAGAGACGAUGCGGUAUCAACUUUACUGCAACUGGAAGAGGGAGCAUUCAUAGUCCGCGACUCGAACUCAUUCCCGGGUGCAUUUGGCCUAGCGGUGCGAGCGGGAGGAGCUGGUGGCGUGAGGCAUUUCCUUAUAGAGCCUACAGCGAGAGGUGUCCGACUACGCGGAUGUCCUGAUGAACCAGUGUUCAGUUCGCUUUCUGCACUCGUAUACCAGCACACUGUGACGCCUUUAGCUCUACCGGUGCCGUUAAAAUUACCUGACAGAGACCCGUGGUCGGGCGGGGGCGCGCAGGCGGCGGCGCGCGCCCUGCUGUCGAGCGGCGCGGCGUGCCACGUGUUGCUGCUCGGCUCCGAGAACACUGAAGCUCUCACUGGACCCGCGGCUGUCAAGAGGGCUGUUACCAACAUUCUAAACAAAAAGAGUGCUGCCCACGUGGUCCAUUUUAAGGUGUUCGGUGGUGGUAUCACAUUGACGGACGCGGCCCGCAAGUUAUUCUUCAGACGUCAUUAUCCUGCGUCUGGGAUAUCGUACGCGGGGAUAGACCCUGACGAGAGGCGGUACACGUAUCUUGAUAACAACACGCAGAUUGAAAAACGAGUGUUCGCUUUCGUGGCUCGAGCUUCAUCAGGGGCCGACAACCAAUGCCACGUGUUUGCUGAACUUGAGCCCGAACAACCAGCCACUGCCAUUGUUAACUUUGUCAAUAAGGCACUUCUUGGAAACUCCCAGAAAAGAGACAUAAUAUAA
Messenger RNA from Arctia plantaginis, 3912 nucleotides. Lineage: Eukaryota; Metazoa; Arthropoda; Insecta; Lepidoptera; Erebidae. The record is from the annotation of a GenBank genome assembly.